This is a messenger RNA of Acanthisitta chloris (rifleman), 405 nucleotides long. It is a transcript of the gene PPCS, whose product is annotated as phosphopantothenoylcysteine synthetase. Gene Ontology annotation, biological process: coenzyme A biosynthetic process. Gene Ontology annotation, cellular component: cytoplasm; nucleus. The annotation marks the transcript as partial. Lineage: Eukaryota; Metazoa; Chordata; Aves; Passeriformes; Acanthisittidae. The record is from RefSeq and is a predicted model, not a curated record. The transcript has 2 exons. Gene Ontology annotation, molecular function: phosphopantothenate--cysteine ligase activity.
GCAGCUGCUGUGUCAGAUUUCUACAUCCCUGCAGCAGAGAUGCCUGAGCACAAGAUCCAAUCCUCUGAGGGGCCCCUGCAGAUCACCAUGAGGAUGGUGCCUAAGAUGCUGUCCCCUCUGGUCAAGGACUGGGCCCCUGAGGCCUUUGUUAUCUCCUUCAAGCUGGAGACAGACCCGCUGAUCCUCCUGGCCAAGUCACGGCAGGCGCUGGAGAAGUACCGGCACCAGGCCGUGGUGGCCAACGUGCUGGAGUCACGCAGGACCUCUGUCAUCAUCGUCACCAGGGACUCCCACACCCCCCUGAGCCUCUCCCAGGAGGAGAUAGCACAGGGCAUGGAAAUAGAGGAGAAGAUAGUGAGCUACCUGCAGGAGCAGCACACUGCCUUCAUGGAGAGGAAAGGCUGA